Messenger RNA from Sycon ciliatum, 6852 nucleotides. Its product is annotated as bromodomain-containing protein 2-like. Gene Ontology annotation, biological process: regulation of DNA-templated transcription; chromatin remodeling. Gene Ontology annotation, cellular component: nucleus; chromatin. The record is from RefSeq and is a predicted model, not a curated record. The transcript is spliced from 22 exons. The coding region runs from base 92 to 4036 and encodes 1314 amino acids. Lineage: Eukaryota; Metazoa; Porifera; Calcarea; Leucosolenida; Sycettidae.
UUCAGAUGAGACUUCAGUACUAUUUUGCAAGAAAGAGAGAAAUCCAAGUGAAGAGCAGUUUGGGAGAGCUUGUGUAAAACCUUCUAGUACCAUGGAGUCAACUCAACAUUCUUCCUCGCAAAGUCUGACCGAAGCACAGCAACAACAACACUCUAUGUUGGCUGCGUCUGACAUGCCCGCAUUAGCCAUGUCCUCAUCGUCUGAGCCUCGUGCUCUGUCUGCAUCCAUUGCCGAGACCACUGCUGGGCUGUCAGUGAUGAAUAAUGGAGACAACAGCGGUGAGAGGUCCUCAGCAAUGGGAGAAUCUAGCUCUAGCAUCGUUUCUCCCAGCACAGCUGUUCCUGAGGGGAAGAGCAAGGGUAGAAAUACCAACCAGCUGGCGUUUAUCCAUAAGGUUCUGACCAGACAUAUGUGGAAGCACAAAUACUGCUGGCCGUUCACCACGCCGGUCGAUCCCGUCUCUCUCAGGAUUCCGGACUACUUUGACAUCAUCAAGAACCCAAUGGACCUGGGCACGGUUCGCAAACGUAUCGAGAAGAACGAGUACAGCAGUGGUGCACAGGCCAUUGCUGACAUCGAACUCGUCUUCAAGAACUGCCGGCUCUACAAUACUCCUGCGUCGGAUGUUCACAAUAUGGGCAAUGCUGUUGAAGACAUCUUCAAGAGCAAGAUGAAAAGCAUGCCUCCAGUGGAAGAGGAGCUGGUCCCUGCCAGCGUCAAGCGAGCACGAAAGGCUCGUCAGCAAGCCGAGGAAAAGCGCAAGAAGAAGGAGGCCGCGGAGGAGGCCCUGCGUCAGCGGCAGUUGGCGGCUCAGGCACAGGCCGCCGCUGCACCGAAACCAGCAGCGGCAGCAACAACGGCGAUUCCUGGUCUCGCGUCUGGCAUUGGAAUAACGGCGGCCCGUACAAUGGCAGCCGCCGCCGCUGCUGGAGUUUCCGCUCCCGGUCCUGCGGCGGGUGCUGGCAGUGGUGCUGCGCAGGCACCUGUUGUCACCGCCACGCUGUCCGCCAAGACAACUGCAACGUCAGCAGCAGCGGCGGUAGCAGCAGCACAGCUAAAGGAAUUCGAGCUGAUCCCGGCCGGUUCCCGGCCGGCGCCGCUGGUCAAGGCCCCCUCUCACAAGCCGGCGCGCCAACAAGUCGUCGCGAUUGAACAGCCAUUGCUGACCAUGGCCCAGCAGCAACUCCAGCAGCGUCAGCAGCAGCAGUCAUCCUCCCGGCCAGCAGCAGCAGCGGCGGUUGCCGCGGCAGCAGCAGUGCCAGCACCGCUGGCUGCCGAGCCGCCACAGGCAGCAUCACUUUUCCCUCGCAUGCAGAGCGACUUCCAGUCCCCGGCGGGUUUCCCCACCAAUGCCGUUGGCCAGGCACCAAAGAAGAGCAAGAAGUUGGUCAAGCGGGAAGCGGACACAACCACGCGGGGCGGCAAGGGCAAUCGACUGGCCACGGCGCAUCGGCGCGGCUCAACCCGCACAGUGCGCAAGCCGGUUCGCGACCUGCCCGACACGCCGCCGCGCAAGAUCAAGCUUAACGAUCGCAUGAAGGCGUGCCUGCAGCUCGUCAAGGACCUGCUGUCCAAGAAGCACGUCGACUACAACUGGCCCUUCCUGCAUCCGGUCGACUACGUGACGCUAAAGCUGCACGACUACCCCUCCAUUAUCAAGCAGCCAAUGGAUCUCACCAGUGUCAAGGAGAAGUUCCCCACCUACCGCACGUCGGACGAGUUUCUCGCCGACAUGCGGCUGAUCUUCUCCAACUGCUACCUGUACAACAGUCCGGAGUCGAAUGUUGUCGACAUGGCGCGGCAUCUGGAGGCUGCUUUCAACGCUGGCGUUGAUGCACUGCCAGCGGAGUCCAGUGAUUCGUCCCAGUCUGAAUCGGACAGUGACGAGGCAGAAGAGGGCGACAGUGGAGAUGGAAGUGACUCCGACAGCGAUGGCGGAGACGAUAUAGACGAGCAGUCUCGCUCCAGGAAACUCACUCUGCUGCAAGACCAGGUGGGGAGUGUUGGUCCACCCCUUCGCGAAGUUCAUGAUAAGUUGAACCAGCUGACCAGCGAGUCAAGCCGUCCUAAGGGCACCAAGCGCAAGCACAACAAGCAAACCAGCAGCCACACCGCAGCCAGCGGUGGCACCACCAGCGGCAACAGCACCAAGACGUCCUCGUUGGCUGGCGGUGGCGGCGCCAAACGACGCAAGGCAGCCGAUGAGCGCGGCGGCAAGGAGGCAGAGUCUCCGUCCAUCACGGCCAUUGCACCUCCGGCCAAGAAGAAGAAAUCCGCGAAGAAUCUGUCCGCCACGGGUGCAUCUGCCGUACUCACACCAACGGCAGCCUCUCGUCCGGUCUCCUCUCAGCUAGCAAACUCCGCCAGCAAGUCAGCAGCUGCUGCGGCUGGCAAGGCUACCAAGGCGAAGCCGAAAAAGAAGACGAAGUCUGCCAAAGAUACCGCUGCCAAAACUGCUGCGAGCCACGGGCCGCUAGCGAAGCGGGCGCCGACCACACCAGCAGCGAGCGCCGCGUCUAUCAUCGCUACCACUUCGUUCAGCGACGAGGAUGAUGUGGCUGACGACGCGCCGCCCAUGACGUUCGAACAGAAGCGUGACCUCAGCCAGAACAUCAACAAACUGCCACGUGACAAGUUAAUGCCGAUAUUGCACAUAAUUCAGGGACGCGAGAAAUCUCCUCGUUACAAGCAACAGGCGGCCGAAAGUGGGUUCGAGGUCGACUUUGCGGUGCUUGGGAAUUCUACACUUCGGGCGCUGGAUGCAUAUGUCAACGAGCUUUCCCGCAAGAAGAAACCACAGACUCAAAAGAAGAAGGUAACUGGUGAAUCGCGGCAAGACAACUUGGCACGGCAGAAACGCGAGCUGGAGGAGCGAUUGACUGACGUCAGCACUCGCCUGGUGGCCGCCACACCGAAGAAGAAAGCGGCCGCCGCAGCAGCCGGAGCUGCCGGCAUCGGCGGCACGCCUUCACCGGGCAUGGCGGCGACGUCCGCACUCCACAGUCGCGGCGUUGGCGGUGUUCUAGGUGAGCCGCACUCUGACAACCCCCUGAUGGCCCAGCUGCCCGAGCGUGCCUCGCUCAGCGACAGCGGGAGCAGCAGCAGUGGCAGCGACAGUGACAGCGACAGUGGCAGCGACAGCGAUUCCUCCUCCGGCUCUAGCUCUGGCUCUGGCUCGUCGUCCGGUUCCAGUGGCUCCUCGUCGAGUUCCAGCGGCUCCGACUCUGAUUCCGAUGAUGGCAAGAAGACCGUUCAAGCACCAAUAGCCGUACCGCGACAACAGCCUUCGGCAACAGCUUCCGCCGCCAGCAGCCGUCCCGUGUCCAAGCCGUCAUCUCCUGCCGAUCACAUGUCCGCCCUGGCCGCCCUCAAGGUCAAGUCCGGGCUUCAAGCUAGUGCCUCGAAGAGUCUGGCGAGUGGCAUUUCUGCCGCUGUCGGUCGCCAGAGCAGUGUGCCGGUGUCGACCAUAUGCGGCCGCAGGAGCACCAGUCGGCCGGUCUCUCCCGCACUUAAGACGUCGCCCAGUGGUUCUCCGUCGGGCGGUUUUCUUGGCAGGGCUGGCUUUGGCAUAGGUGGUGGUACAAGCCCAGGUCAGCAGGCAACUGUCAAAAAGGAGACAGAAACGAAGAAGAUGGAAGUGAAGUGGGCCGACGCCUAUAAGGGUGUCAGUUCCACCAAGGCUGCUUCCAGUGCCUCUACGAAUAGCUCAGCUUCCUCAGUAUCGCGUUCGUCAUUUGAGGAAAUUAAGCGUCUCAAGGACGAAAACGAUGAGAAGGAGCGACGCAGACAGAUUGAGGCCAAGGAGAAAGCAAAGCAGGAGGAGGAGAGGAAGCGCCUCGAGGCGGAGAGGAAGAAGAUUGAGAGCGAGUCCAGUGCCAUGCGACUUCUGGAGCAGCAGGAGUUGGCCAAGAAAGAGGAGAUGGAGCGUCGUCGGCAGUUGCGAGAGCAGGCGGCCAGGAUGCGCAAGGAAGAAGGGAUGCAAGUCAACUUGACGGAGCAAAUGGAUUUGCUGUCCCAGUUCGAAGAAUCCAUGUAGGCAGCCAUUGCCACGCUCGUCAAAGUCCAAGCUCUGAGUUGCAUCCCGUUCUUUUCGUCUCUGUCCACGGCUGUGUGUAGCCGCUGCCCUGUUUCUUCUUGCUCAACCAGUUUUGUUGCAACUUUGCUCCUGUGUCCCGCUGUUGACGGGUAUCGUCCCGCUGAGCAAGCUGGUCUUUUUCGUGAACGCUACGGCGUCGUUGCUUUAAUCUCCCCGUGGCCUGUUAGAUUUCAUUACGUCGGCGUCGGUGUGCUGAUGGUGGUCUAGCAGGCAUGGCAAUGGUAAUGCUUAGUAAUUGUCUACUCUCGGCCGACGUCACCCGAUGGCUUCCGCUCUAAUAUCUUCGUUGUGUCGUGUGUAUUGUCUAUAGCCGAGCAACACUACAGUGUGUGUCCCGUAUACAUGCAUUGUGCUGAUGCUGACAGCCGUCCAUGCAGCAAUCUGCUCAGGCCAGUGUUGACAUCCGCUCCAUGCUGUACGCUACGGGCUGUAAUUGCAGAGAAAAUUAAACGGAGAAAACACCAACAAAAGAAACCGACUGUACUCUGUCGUCCGUGACUGUGUGCGCCGGGAAACGAAAACCAACGUAGCUGUAAAACUGAUACUCUAACCUGAUGGGAGCCGUGACUAAACCCAUCGUCCGCAUCUAGCCUUGCUGGAGAACCAUGCACCGCCGUGCAUCACUGCUACCGACUCUAUCUUGAGAAUGUGGUGCGCCGCUGCUCGUGUCCUUGUUGUUGUUGCUGUCGUCGUCGUCGUUGUUUGUUGCUGACUAACAUUGGAUGCAGCAGAGGUGUGCCAACUACCUACGGCACUGUGCUGUUGCCUCUGCUGCUGACUUGGUCCUGUGCCUGCGUGUUCCUGCCUACGCUGUGCUGCUUUUAGGUCUAGCUGCAUUUUGCCCCUCUCUCUAUAUUUUUUUAAAUCUUCCGAUCUAGCCACCACCACCACCGUCCCUGCCAUCACAUCUCUGCCUCCGUGCUCAACGGCGGUGAGCCGCUUCACGUGCUGAAGGCUUCGUCCUUGCGAUAACACUUUCCUAGCCUCUCCGGUUGUGGUGGUGAGUGGCACGCCCUGGCCUGUCUGCUGCGUACUUGCCUGUCCAGACUGCGAAAGCAGCAUGCCUUCCAGCAGCAGCAGCUCCUGUUUGGCUACUUCCCCACAUGGCGCUGAACUUGCCGUGUGUGCGUGCGUGGCUGUCAAGCUGGUCACGUAGUUGCUAGCGUUGAGCCUAUCGGUUGGUCUGUUCGAGUCCAUCCGGCGUUCUCUUCUCUUCUGCCGAUUGCAACGCAGCCUACCCGCCACUGUGCCUGGAAACAAGCUCUGGUUGUGUGUGGACGGGGCUAGUCAGCUGGCUCUACCCCCUGUCAUGUUGGUGAUGCUGGUGCCGCUGCAUCAGCAGUGUCAGCUUUCCGCUUGACAUCUCCCUUUCUUUUACUUUGGUUUGUCGCUUUCUCCUGACCAACCCGCCGUCUAUACGCGUGGGUGCAGGGUUGUCAUGGAUCGUGUUCAUCAUUAUCAUCAUCAUCAUCAUCAUCAUCAUCAUCAUCAUCAUCUUCUUCUUCUUCAGCACGCUCUGCGAAUCAUGUCGGCCAAUCCCACUAUCGUUACUAUUGCUACCAUCAUCGUCAUCAACCAUUAACAUCAUCAAUUCAUCAUCAUCAUCAUCAUCAUAAUCUGUCUUAUUUGACUAUCAAGCAAAAACAAGUUCAGCUGAUUUCCUCGCUCUCGUCUUUGUUCCCAUUGCCCAUGUCAUUCACCUAAUUGCUGUGUGGAGGAGGAGGAGGAGAAUGGCCGCAUGCAACUGCCCCGUACUGUUCCGUCAUGCUGGUGCUGGUGCUGUUUAUUUAUGAAGAGUAUUAGGGGUGUCGUUGCAUGCUUGAGAGCGUUAGAGGCCGCACGCCGCUCCUGUCCCCCAGCUGGCCGGCCGAAGAGUUUUCGCCGUGUCAGUCUGGUUGCUAUGGCGUCGACGUCAGGGGCGUUGUUGCCUGGGUGAUUGCACGGCACGGUGGUGACCCCCAAGUGCUGCCCGCCUUGCCUAACUCGACACAGUGCUACCCUCGCUGGCCAGUCCCCGCGUGUGUGUGUGUGCCAUCCGUGCCUCGUCUCAUCUCUCUCAUAUGCGUCUCGUUAGAUCGGGCAAGGCUGCUCCUCUAAAUGCCUUCUCACAUGUCCAGUUUGUCCGGCUGCUAGAAACGACGAGACAGCAGCCAGCAUUGACUCACAGGCUCUUGAUAAUCUCAACCUAUUUCUCUCUUCUCUCUCUCUCUCUCUCUCUCUCUCUCUCUCUCUCUCUCUCUCUCUCUCUCUCUCUCUCGUUUUUUCUUUUCUUUUCAGUGCCGAUCCGCUCACACCCUGUUGUUUGGGUUGGACGCUGAUAUUGGCACGCUAACAUUGCCUGGAUCCUCUCUUUCUCUCUCUCUCUCUCUCUCUCUCUCUCUCUCUCUCUCUCUCUCUCUCUCUCUCUCUCUCUCUCUCUCUCUCUCUCUCUCUCUCUCUCUCUCUUUCUUUCGCUCUCUUAUUUUCAUCUUCUGUGUCUUCGCACUCCCUUCUCCUUCUUCUUUUUAUUCUAGUUAUCUUGCGUUGUUUUGCUUGACGGCCGUCUAGUUGUACCCCGGGGGCACCGUGCAUUGCUUUGCGUAAGCUCCUGGGUCUCUUCUCAAUCGGUGACCGUGGCCAUGCAGCCAUCAUGUCUGUGCAUUUUACUAUGCUUACCGCGAAUACCGUUGCUACGAUUAUAAUUUGUCCUAUCUUGUACAGCAGUGCAGCAUUGUGUCAUGGUUCACCCCGGUCAUGGGCCGGCGUAUUGUUCUGAA